CUACCGAAGAUUUUUAAAAAUUAUUCAAACAAUGAAUCCAGUACAUUAGCGAUGAAACUGAGAAGAAACAUGGUAAUUUGGUUCCUAACCUUGUAAUAAUUUUUUAAGAUCGAUUUCCAAUUAUCAUCCAUCAAUGUCAGAGAAAUAGUCAAGUGAUUGUGACAUAGAGUUUGAAAUCAUUUUAGUAACCAGGAUUAUCAGUGGAAAGUAUCAUCGACCUUUAUAAAUCAUUGUAUUUGAUUAUUUUACAAUGAAUGAAUUUACUAAAGAGUAUAUCAUAUUAUGUUCAACUUGUGAAGCUUCGUGUGGUAAUAUCUUAUUUGUGGAAAGGAUACCACCUGCAACUCACCAUAUAAAUCCGAAAACCUGCUUGAAUUUCUCUCUAUCCAAUAUUUCUGAAUUUAUCUUCGUUAGCAGAAAGCCCUGUUUUUUUCGUGAAUUAAUUGUCCUGUCGCAUUACUCUUCUUCGAUAUUCUUCUGA
Molecule: messenger RNA, 481 nt
Organism: Schistosoma turkestanicum
Lineage: Eukaryota; Metazoa; Platyhelminthes; Trematoda; Strigeidida; Schistosomatidae
Source: the annotation of a GenBank genome assembly